AUGCAGAUAGACAGAGCAGAACACAUGAGGACUGUUCGAGAAUUGAAAGAGUGGCUUGAAAAGACCGACUCGGACAGCCCUGCAAGCGAAUACAGAAAACAUCUUCAUUCGCAUGCUCGAGGGACCGGGGAAUGGAUAUUGGAAACAACACAGUACAAACAAUGGAGUCAGUCUAACAAUUUCAAGAAUCUAUGGAUCCGGGGAAUCCCAGGCUGUGGAAAAUCUGUGGUCGCAGCGAGUUUAAUCAAUCGGCUACGACGACAGGGAGACGCGAUCGUUCUGUUCUUCUUUUUCAGGGAAGUUAUUCAGAUGAAUCGCAGCCCCAGGUCUUUGAUACAAGACUUUUGUCAUGAGCUUGUUGAUCAUUCGCCUCCUCUUGUGGAAUCUCUGAAGAAUCUUAAGGAGGCCCACUCCAAUGUGACUUCCCUCCCAUUCGAGAAGCUUUGGAGUAGCUUGGCCACCUGCUUGGGAUCGAUCAAAGAGCGUGUUUUCUGUGUGGUCGAUGCUUUAGAUGAAAUGAAACGAGGCAAUGAGUCCGACCAGUUUCUCGAAGAGUUUCUCAACCUCCAAACCCCAGAGACAGUCAAAGUCAUCCUCACCAGUCGUCAAGUCCCCCAGGUUGAACGAUAUAUGAGUGGCGCAUGCCUUGUUGAUUUGCGGCUUGAUCGAAAGAAUGUAGAUAGAGACAUUGCAUUUUAUCUUACACAGAGACUUGAGAACUCUGAGAUGGAUAUUCCCGCGGAGACUGCGGAGAUCUUGAAGAAAGCCAUAUGCGAUCGUGGCAAAGGCUUGUUUCUAUAUGCUCGACUCAUGUUCGACAAGCUACUGCUACAUCCAGAUGACAUUCUAUCUCAGAUAGACUCCCUACCUGAUGGAUUAGGAGAUAUGUAUGGUGAUAUAUUGCACGAGCAUGUAUCCCGAUCAGGAACAAAUUCGCACUUCCAGCGACUCAUUCUCGAGUGGAUCAUACACUCAUCGCGUCCCAUGCGGUUGCUUGAACUUGCCAUUAUGGUGGAUGCUCUGCCCGAUCGCGGUCAUCUGGACCCCAGUAUAGAUGCCAAAAUGGGGAUUCGCACAACAUGCGGACCUUUACUGGAGGUUUGUGAGGAUGGUGUUGUUCAGAUAAUCCACCACUCUCUGACAGAGUUUGCUCUCAAUCGGGAUGUUUCUCACACCCGAAUGAGCCAACAGAAAAGGGAAUUUUCUGUGCUUGACUCCGCUUCUGUGCAUGGAAUGAUCGCACUAACAUGCCUCCGGUAUUUGGAGAAUAUUGCAAAUAAAGAACAAACAUCUCUCCAUGGCAUGACAUCCAGGCAAAGAAAAGAUAUGUACUUGCGGCAUUACUUUCUUCAGUAUGCUGUCAGUGAAUGGCCCUUCCACGCCGUCAAUGGCCCCGAGUCUAAUGAGAACCUGCUUGACUGUCUGAUCAAAUUUUUCCAGCCAGGAAACCUCGCCCUCAAAUUUUGGGAGGGGCUAAGGCGUGAAGAAUGGAACAGAUCACACCCGGGCCGUUGGGACAGGGACUGCAAAGACGAUGUCCCUCCUUUGUUUAUUGCAGCACAUUAUGGAAUAACAUUCCUCACACGCCACUUCCUGAAAAAUGGAGUAUCUCCUGAUGUCUAUGAUUCUCAUAGAUUAACCCCGCUCGUUUAUGCAAUAGAAAGAGGUCACAACGAAAUCAUCGAGUUGCUACUCCAGCAUCAGGCCAGCCAUGACGUUGGAUGUGCAGAAAAAGGAAAGCCCGUUCAUUUUGCGGCAGAGCGCAACAACACCCAGGCAUUGCAGAAUCUCAUUGUGGCUGGGGCGGACAUGGCAGCCGAAAAGAUCGUUUCUGAUAUCAAUCAAACGUACGACCACAGGAAUGAAAGAUACGAGACAUCUCAAUCUCGAGACACCCCCUUUCUCAUUGCGUGUCGACAGGGACAUGUUGAGACGAUUGAUUUACUCAUCAAUCACUGUCAGCAAUCUCAUCUUUUCAAAGGUCUUCAUAUCGCCAUUCUAGAGGGACAAUUAAAGGUAAUCGAGGCUUUGCUACGAGUCCAGGGUGUUCGAAGUAUGAUCAAUGAUCGAGAUUGCAAUGGAAACACUGCUCUCUAUAUGGCAUCCAAAAAGCGACGGUCCGACCUUGUUGAAUGCUUACUGAACUCUGGUGCGGAUGUAAAUGCUCUGUCUAUGAACCUCAAUUCUCCUCCCGAGCCUCCUUCUUCAUCACCAAUGAGCCGCAAGGUUCUUCCAAGCUACACGCCUGUACACGGAUGGGCUAUAGGGCCUCAGUUUCUCCGAACAUCCAAAUUCAAAUCGUGGGACAACAGAAAUCAUCCAAUAGAGGAGAGUGUUCUGCAAUCUCUACUCUCUGCAGGCUGCGACAUAAAUGCAAAAGAUCAUCGUGGGCGAUCUGCUCUGUUUUUCUGGUCCGAGUUUUGUUCUUACAGCGCAGAAGAUCCCAUCAUACCUCUGCAAGUGCUAAUAAAACAAGGUGCCGACGCCUCGAUCCUGGACAGAACUGGCGCGUCACUUCUUCACAUGAAAGGCACACCGCUAACCUUGGAGAUUCUCCAACUUCUUGUUGACUCGGGCCUGGACAUUAACGUGUCACGUUGUACUGAUGGAGCGACUCCAUUGAUGCUAGCGGCUGGAUCAAAGGAGACAGAUCCAUUUAUCUUCCAGGCGGUGAAUGCCGAUUUCCAUCGUCAGGAUCUGGCAGGUAAUACGGCUUUGUUUUACUAUCUCAGGAAAUCUAGAAGAGAGAGUCUUCUACAACUGGAAAACUGGAUCAAGCUUUCAAACGUGAACAUCCAAAAUAACUUCGGCAAAACACCUUUUCUUGAGUUCCUCCACUAUAAUGGGGAUUCGGACGAAAAGCUUGUCGAAAUAUUCAAGAAAAUGGACCAGCAAGGAAUGUCUAUCCAUACCCGCGACUUUACAGGGAAAAAUGCACUUUUGACCGGGCUCUCACACUGGAAGCAUUAUUGGAAAUCUGGCCAGAAUUUGAUAGAGGAGCUACUAAGCAUGGGCUUGAACGUUCAAGAAACGGAUGACGAGGGGAAAUCCGGUGAGUUCAAAGUGAUGAUCCAUGCUAACAUUUCGCACUAA
Molecule: messenger RNA, 3093 nt
Organism: Penicillium manginii
Lineage: Eukaryota; Fungi; Ascomycota; Eurotiomycetes; Eurotiales; Aspergillaceae
Product: ankyrin repeat domain-containing protein
Exons: 1
Coding region: 1-3093 (1030 amino acids)
Molecular function (GO): protein binding
Source: RefSeq, a predicted model, not a curated record